CGCACACACUUUCUCUUUUCCGCUCGACGGGGACGCGCAGUGCCGCCUCGCUCAAGUGAAGCGCAGUUGCGACUAUUUGGCAGGUAGAAGCUCUGACACACAGUUCCUCUCUCUCUCUCUCCGUCGGCGGUGAUCCGGAUCCCCUCGCAGGGAAGACAGGAGGAAAGAAAAUGAGUGGAUGUGGAGAGAAGACGAAGACGCGCAGCUCCACAGAGUGGAUCUGUUUCAAGGUCUGAGGAUUGUCGGGUCUGUGUGAGAGGAGAGACCCCCCCCCCCAAUCCUCCCAUCCCUCCUCAUCUCUCUCUCUCCUCCGCCUCAGUCGUGUGGGAAGCUCCGUGGACGCGGCUGCAGAAGGAGCUCGUCUAUGAAGGAGGGGGAUGAGGCUCGUUUUCCUCUCCUUCCCUCUCCCUUUCAGCAAGGCUCGCUUUUCUUCAAUUCUCACAUUUCCUUUUUUUGCCUUUCCUUGUGGUUUUGGACUCCUGUCUUUGGCGGGUGGGGUGAUGGAUGGAUGGCAGCAGCAGAGCUUGCACACUUUCCGCGGACGACUGAAGGCUCAAUAACUGCAUUAUUCAUAUUUACGCACCGGUUUCCGAUGUCCUGGCUCACCUUUCUUCUGUUUACCUACCUGUUUCUAAUUUUUUCCUUCCUUUUCUGAUAUAAAAGGGAAUUUCAGUAUUACCAUGGACCUUUUUUUAAUCAUUUUUCGAAAUCUAAAAGAGAAUAAUCGCUCCUCUGUAAAAAUGGACUAAUAAUGGAAUAGAAAAUAUCAGUUUUCCACCUCAACCGAGCUGGAUUUACGUUUCCAGGAUGGGGAAUGCGAUCUGACUGGAGCUUUUGCCCUCUGAAGCGUCGUCCAGGUGCGCAACUUCAUCUGAAACAAACCAGUUUAAAUUCCUCACACAUUCCCCUCAGUUCUUAAAGAAAAAAACCCUCCAAGAAUGACAGACUUGUUUCGCCGCAUCGUUCCCCCCCUUGCGCACAUUUUCGUGCUUGGGAAUCACCGUAUGCGCUGCCAACAUCUCUGAAAAAGCCGUCUGCCUCACCCUUCCCUCGCGCUCUCUCUGCGUCCCCCCCCCCCACCUCUCAUUUUUAUCGCCUCUGCAGCCUGAUGAAGGUUCUCUCAUGGAGUUAGUCCGACCACCUUGGGGGCCAGACGAGGAAAGGGGUGUUUUUUCCGAACAGAAGGAGCCCGUCAGCAAGAGACGCAUCGGAUGAAAUCGGACCCCCCUAUCCCCACCCCUCCUCCUUCGUUUCUCCUUCUCCACCGUCACCCCCCACUCCCUCACCCCUAUCUCUCUGACUCGUGUUGAUCCACGGCGGCCCGCAUGGGGAGGACAGGGGGGACCUUGUUGCGCCCCUGAAGCGGAGGAUCAUUUGCGCACGUCUCCAUCCAUGUCUCACCGCCUCGGCCCUGUGUCUCCGGGGGGAGCCGCGUCCAUCACCCCCGCAGCUUCUAGCAAUUAAAUGGUUUUCUGGGGGAGGAUUUCUAACCGGCGAGAUGCUGCUCGUACUCCUGCUGGCGGCCUUUUUUUCUUCCAUCUUCGUCUCCACCUCCUCCUCCUCCUCCCAGUCCUCCAUGUCGGACGGACCCCCCAUGGCAGACCCAUCCCCCUCGGACCUGAUGGCCGAGACGUGUGUCGCCUGUUCCUGCAUGUCAGUGGAGAAUGUGCUGUACGUCAACUGCGAGAAGAUCGCCGUCUACCGGCCCACGCAGCUAGUCCCUCCGGUGUCAUCCUUGUACCACCUGAACUUCCAGAACAAUUUCCUCAUCAUACUCUAUCCAAACUCGUUCCAAAACUUCACCCAUGCUGUGUCCCUGCAUCUGGGGAAUAAUAAACUGCAGAACAUCGAAGGUGGAGCAUUUAUUGGGAUGAGUGCUUUGAAACAGCUGCACCUGAACAAUAACGAGUUAAAGGUGCUGAGAGCAGACACUUUCCAAGGCAUUGAAAACUUGGAAUACCUUCAGGCUGACUAUAACCUGAUAAAAUACAUCGAAAAGGGAUCAUUUAACAAACUGCACAAACUAAAAGUGCUGAUCCUGAAUGAUAAUCUCAUUCAGGCACUUCCUGACAACAUAUUUCGAUUUGCCUCACUGACACACUUGGAUAUUAGAGGGAACAGAAUCCAGAAGCUUCCUUAUUUGGGAGUGUUGGAGCACAUUGGACGUAUUGUAGAACUGCAGCUGGAUGACAACCCCUGGAAUUGUACUUGUGAUUUGGCCUCUCUCAAAGCAUGGCUUGAAAAUAUGCCCUAUAAUAUUUUUAUUGGUGAGGCCAUUUGUGAAACUCCAAGUGACUUGUAUGGGAGGCUCCUGAAAGAAACCAACAAACAGGAGCUUUGCCCUAUGGGAACAGGAAGUGAAUUUGAUGUCAGGAUGCUACCACCAGAUAAUGGGCAAUCGCCGUCCAAAAUGUCCCCGACCACUGUGGCUUCCAUUGCCACAAAAGCACCAAAAGCCACCGACUCGUCCAAGAUUUAUGGAAAUGGCAUUGUGGCCGGUUUGCCCCCUUUUGGAAGAAACAGCCAGAUUGUUUCCUUCCAGACUCGGACGCCGCCACUGUCGUGUCCACAGCCCUGCAGCUGUAAAGCCCACCCUUCAGACUUUGGCAUUAGUGUAAGCUGUCAGGAGAGGAACAUUAAAAAUCUCGCUCAGCUCAUUCCUAGACCCCCAAAUGCCAAGAAGCUUCACCUAAGCGGGAAUUACAUCCGUGAAAUCAGUCCAACUGAUUUCCAGGGGUUUGAAGGGUUAGAUUUGCUUCAUCUAGGCAGCAAUCAAAUUGCAGGAGUGCAGAAAAGUGUGUUUGCUAACCUCACUAAUCUGAGAAGACUGUAUUUGAAUGGAAACCAGCUAGAGCAGUUACACCCUGAGAUGUUUCUGGGCCUCACAAACCUCCAGUACCUAUAUUUGGAAUACAAUGCCAUAAAAGAAAUCUUAGCGGGUACAUUUGACUCCAUGCCGAACCUCCAACUCCUAUACCUGAACAACAAUGUUCUACGGAGCCUCCCUGCCUACAUCUUUGCUGGUGUCCCUUUAGCCAGACUCAAUCUGAAGAACAACCACUUCAUGACCCUGCCUGUGAGUGGUGUGUUGGACCAGCUGCGGUCCCUGACACAGAUAGACCUGGAGGGGAACCCCUGGGACUGUGCCUGUGAUGUGGUUGCCCUCAAACUCUGGCUGCAGAAGCUGAGUGAUGGAGUGGCUGCCAAAGAGGUGAAAUGUGCCUCUCCUGCACAGUUCUCCAACAUUGAGUUACGCCUCAUAAAAAACGUGGUCCUCUGUCCAAGGCUUGCAAGGCCACUUGUGACUAGCGCUACGCCACUUUUGACCUCGGAGUCUCCCGCGGGAGUUGGCAAAGCCCCUCCAGGUGGGCCUGUACCUCUCUCAAUUAUGAUCCUCAGCAUCCUUGUGGUGCUUAUCCUUACUGUGUUUGUGGCCUUCUGCGUUCUCGUUAUUGUCCUGAGGAGAAAUAAAAAACCUGUGGGGCGGCAGGAGGGGCUGGGCAAUCAGGAGUGUGGUUCCAUGUCGUUGCAGCUCCGCCGCCACAGCCACAAAUCCGGCAAGAAAGGCUCCAUACCGGGAGAUGACCUGGGUGCCGAAUCAUUCAUCCCCCAGACUAUCGAGCACAUCGGCAAGAGCCACACCUGUGGGAUUGGACGCUCUUCAGACAUGGAUGCCGGCUUCAAGUUUGCAGACUCACAGAGGCAGAAGAUCAUCUUCCGAAACUGCUCUGACAAGGACAAAGACCCACUGUCCACCCUGGAGUAUAACAAACGCCUCAGCACCAUAGACGAGCUCGAGGAGUUUCUCCCCCACCGAGAGCCCAGCAUGUUCCUCCACAACUUUAUGGACACCAAAAGGGAUUUCAACAGUAUAGGGAUGGGUGGGUAUGAAAUCCGCUACCCAGAGAAAACAAUGGAUAAAAAGAUGAAGAAAUCACUGAUAGGUGGGAACCACAGUAAGAUUGUGGUGGAACAGAGGAAAAGUGAGUAUUACGAGUUGAAAGCCAAGCUCCAAGGAACACCUGAUUACCUUCAGGUGCUGGAAGAGCAGACUGCGCUCAGUAAAAUGUAAGAAUUGUUCUGUUGAGUUUUCUGCAUUGAUUUCACAUUCACAUGAGGACAGACAUACAGCUCAACACAUCUGUGGCCGUUUUCUAAACCAUAACUACUAGUAUGUACUGGCGUACAUAGUUUACUACGUUGUAACCGUAUGCAGUAUGCAGUUUCGAAAACGGCCCCUCUCUCGCUUGUUCUUUGUCCUCCUCACAAAACACAGCAUUCAGCGUCCACGAUUGCCCGUCCUCUGACUUCAACUCUCUCUACGCAAUCACACACACACACACACACACACACACACAAGCCAAAAAAGUGCCUUCUGGAAAUCCUUUAUGACCAAUGCAGAUA
Molecule: messenger RNA, 4404 nt
Organism: Cololabis saira (Pacific saury)
Lineage: Eukaryota; Metazoa; Chordata; Actinopteri; Beloniformes; Belonidae
Gene: slitrk4
Product: SLIT and NTRK-like family, member 4
Exons: 2
Coding region: 1499-4072 (857 amino acids)
Biological process (GO): regulation of presynapse assembly; positive regulation of synapse assembly; axonogenesis
Cellular component (GO): membrane; glutamatergic synapse
Molecular function (GO): protein binding
Source: RefSeq, a predicted model, not a curated record